AGUUCAGUUGCGCUUUGGCUAGCGCUUUGUGUAGACGUGGAGUGUAGAAUUUCGCAUUAAAUACGCCAAAUAUUUACGUACAAUUAGUAAAAUACACGUGAAAAUGUCGGUAAACGUGUCCACAACUAAGAAGCAACCACCCAGGCAGCUCUGAAGACGUGGAUUAUUCUGAAAACGAUGCGCGCGUAGCGGCAACACCGCCCGAAAAGUGCUAACUGAAAGCUCCUGCUCCCAAGCUAAAUCUACGAGCUUUUAGUAGUGUUCAAGAUGGCGCACAGGGGUAAAAAGCUCACUCCUCCUGGAGAUCGACAAAGCUACAUUUCGCGAAUGAGAGAAAGAAAACAAAAGAAACUAUAUUCCGAAGACUGGGCCGUAGGCGAAGAAGAAAUAGAAGGUCUUCGGACCUUCAAUCUACAGGAAAAACUCGAAGACCCUGCUUUCGCGUCACACAAUAUUGUCAAAGAAAUGCACGGCAGCGAAUUAAACGUCGCAUAUUUCCAAAGACAUGGCUUCAGUACGCCAUUACUCUUCAAAGAAAAGACUGGAUUGGGUCUACGAGUCCCAACAUCAAAUUUUACAAUAAACGACGUACGGAUGUGCGUGGGUUCUCGGCGAGUGUUAGACGUUAUGGAUGUGAAUACGCAAAAAAAUAGUGAGAUGACGAUGAAAGAAUGGCAAAAAUAUUACGAAGAACCCGAAAAAGACAAGCUUUUAAAUGUGAUAUCUUUAGAAUUUUCCCACACUAAGUUAGAAAAUUAUGUACAAAGUCCAACAGUAGUCAGACAAAUAGACUGGGUAGACUGCGUAUGGCCUAGGCAUUUGAAAGAAAGCCAAGUAGAAGCUACAAACGUAUUAGAAGAAAUGAAAUAUCCUAAAGUUCAAAAAUACUGCCUUAUGUCUGUAAAAGGCUGUUACACAGAUUUCCACGUAGACUUCGGAGGGACAUCCGUAUGGUAUCAUAUUCUAAAAGGUGGAAAAGUUUUUUGGUUAAUUCCCCCAACAGAACACAAUCUCGGACUAUACGAACGUUGGGUUCUCUCGGGUAAACAAUCAGACAUUUUCUUCGGCGAUACAGUGGAAAAAUGCGCCAGGAUAGUUCUGCACGAAGGAAACACCUUCUUCAUUCCCACGGGAUGGAUACACGCCGUCUACACUCCGAUGGAUUCGCUAGUUUUCGGCGGGAAUUUCUUACAUUCGUACGGAAUUGACCAACAGUUGAAAAUAGCUCAAGUUGAAGAUACAACGAAGGUCCCCCAAAAAUUUCGCUAUCCGUUUUUCACAGAAAUGUUGUGGUACGUAUUGGAACGGUACGUACACUGCUUAUUAGGAAAUUCGCAUUUAACUACCGGCCAAGAUGCUCCUAUACCGCCAGAUAGGCCUCAUAUACAUCUCACGCAGGCGGAACUUCAUGGUUUAAAGGAAAUAGUUUUAUACCUUCAUAUGUUACCAUCACAUAAGAAAAACGUUCCAGAUCUCUUAAAAGAUCCCAUAUCAUUAAUACAGGAUGUCAGAACACUGAUUGGGCUUCACAGACAGGAUAACAGGGACCUGGCAGUUACUGAUCGGCCCAUUCUUGCAGUUCCUGACGAUGAAAAAGGAAAGAUUCCAAGUCCAAGGGGUCCGUAUAAUAAAGGAAGCAUGCAAAAACCUCCUAGACCUCCCUUUAAAGGACCUAAAGUUGCUGGAGAAAAAGGUGGACCUCGAAGGCGACGAACAAGAUGUAAGAAGUGCGAAGCGUGUCAACGUAGCGAUUGUGGUGAGUGUAGUUUCUGCUUGGAUAUGGUGAAAUUCGGAGGACCGGGAAGAGCGAAACAGACUUGCAACAUGAGGCAAUGCUUGCAACCAAUGCUGCCAGUAACAGCUGCUUGUUCGCAUUGCGGAUUGGACGGAUGGAUGCAGACGCCUGUGACGCCGCUACAAAAAGGACCACAACGGUGCGAAAGUGCCAGCAAUCUCAUGGAAUGUUCGGUUUGUUACGAGAUAGCCCAUCCUCAGUGCGUCCAGCGACUAUGCACCGAAUUUACUGGAUUCAUAAACGAAGACAUGCCAAAUUCCUGGGAAUGUCCUAUGUGCUGCAAACUCGGAAAAAACACAGACUACCGACCAAGACAUUUCCGCGCGCGACAGAAAUCUUCAGAUAUUCGCAGAAUGUCGAUCAGUUCAGACGCCUCUAGUGCUAUAGACAAUAAAACCAACCAAGAACAAAUGUCGGAUUCAGGGAGCGAUACAGAACAUAAAGAUAUUAAAGAAUUGUUACCAAUUAAGAAGAGAAGAUCUAGUGAAGGUGCGGAAAUAGAAACUAAAAAUUUGUCACCCGGCGAUCCUCCUCGAAAAACCGCGUUUAGAAUGCAGCUAGCCCACCAAAUAGUCAAUAACUCUACGAAAGUGUUGAAGAAGCCUAUGGUAGUAGUUAGACCCGCGUCUAUAGUGUCCACACCAGUAUCUACAACCAAUCUAGCCAUGGACAAGCGUUGUAUGCUUCUAGUCUUCAGAUAUAUGUCGCCCAAAGAAUUGCUUACUUGCGCUUUAGUGUGCAAAACAUGGGCAACAUUUACAGUAGCUCCAUGUCUGUGGAGAAAAAUGUCUUUCAAUCGAAAACACAUAUCGUCGGACAUUUUAAAAGGUAUUGUAAGGCGACAACCGGAGUGUCUUUGCCUUGACUGGUGCCAUAUUAAUAAAUUUCAACUACCUUGGUUAAUCCAACGCCUGGGUCAACUUAAAGAGCUGUCCCUUGUUAGUAUAAACGUCAAAACAGCUAUAUCGUUGAAGUCGAACCAUUCCGCCGUGUUAGUAGCAUUAGACAUUAGUUUUAUUUCAGAUUUUAAUGACUCUGCUUUAAGGGAUAUCAUAGGACCUAAUAGCGAUUCGCGGACUAGUCUCCCUUCAGAAAAAAUUCGUUUCCGAAAUCUAAAAGACUUGAAAUUAGCAGGUACCGAUAUUACCGACAUAGCGAUGCGAUAUGUCACUCAGUACUUACCGAAACUCCAACACCUUAGCUUAGGUAUGUGUCCUCGGAUCUCCGACGCGGGAAUAGCCCAACUGAGCACGAAACCCGCCAACACAGUCACCAAUCUCGUUAGUUUAGAUUUGAGCCAUUCCAAAUUAGUGACCGAAACGAGCCUAGAGCACCUCUCUAAAUGUGAAAACCUCGUUAGAUUAGAUUGUAGACACUCGCUGCAGAUUUCUACACAAGCGCUCAUCAAAUUUGCGGCUAAAAGUGACAAGAAUCUGCAAGUUAGGGAGAUUAAGUUGGUAGAUGUGCGACAGAAGUAAGUUCUGUAUAGAAACUUUUGCGAUGUUUGUUUUGAGUAGCUGUACGGUAUAUUUUUUGCCUGAUUAAUAAAUAUUUUUUGCAUUUGUAAGAUCUCAAAUGUGUUUGUUUCUCUUAGUAAAGCAAAGUGUUUAAAAUAGCCUGUUUAAAAAGUUGCAUUCGAAAAUCAGUAGUUGAAGACUACUUCGGAAAGUAUACAGUGUGUCCACGGAUUGGGUGCCCAAGAGGAAAAACUUUUUUAUUUUCAAUUUUAUCGAAAAAUGUGAUUAUUGAUAAAAAGUUUUGCUUGUUCUAAAAUUCCAUAAAACGAAAUAAAAUUCAAGUUUUUCAAAACCUGCUUAAUUUUGUAGCCGAUUUUAUGUAUCCCUAUAAAUUUUUGCACGUUCGAAAUCGUAACAAUAUAGACCAAUCUGUAAAAAACGUGUAUUUUUGGAUGUGAGAGGUGGCAUUCGGAUUUUUGCAGAUAAAGUUAGGUGACACCUUCAGUAAUAAUAAUUGACUUAUGCUCCUUCUCAAAUAUGCCCGGAACAUUAAUAAAAAAAUUAAAAUAUUUAAAAAUUUCGAAAAACAUCGAUUUUUUUCUGCUUUCUUUGCUUAUAACUUUAAAACGUCCUUUUGGAACAAAGUGGUAGAGAAAUAAAAUAAAGAUAAUUGAAUUUUGUAUGAUAUACGACUGGUCAAAAAUGUCUUAAGGUAUUACCUUUUCUGCAAUAUAGCAAUAAAUACAAAAUAAGGGGCAAAAUACGCUUGUUCUUAUUCAAUGUUUCUUAACCACUUUGGUGGCACUUAGAACCUUAGUAAUUCGCUUAGAAAAUUCUUAUAACUUAAUUAAAUGGUCUACCAAAUUUCAUUAAAAUCGACCUAAUAUAUUUUGCAUAAUAAAUUUGCAAUGUAAAUGUUUUUAAAAAAGUUCAAAUUUUUUAAAAUCAUUCUGAACAAAAAGUAGACUAUUUAGAAGUUGGCUAAUUUUUUUACAUAUAAAGAGGUGCUCUACCUAUCUAAUACACUUUACAGAAUUAAAAUCGGAUUAUUUAAGGGGCCUCAGCAAUGUUUUAAAAUUAUAAACAAUUUUUUGGCUCAUAAACAAAUAGCUUGGUUUAAUAAUAAAAAAAUCAAUUUUUAGCAAUGCAAAUAAUUAAAACCGGUAUAAUUUGACUUAAACUUUCAAAUGCUGUCAGCAGAAUUGCUAUUUUAUUUUUUAAUCAAAAUUUAUUCUCGUUCAAAAAUUGCAAUUUUUCGAUUUUUUGAAUGUUCCACCGCGUUUAUCUCGAAAACUCUGCAUCCUACGAAAAAACUUGUAAGAACUUUUUUGCUUAGAAUUGCCCAAGAAAUACAAAAAAAUGUUUUAUUUUGUGAAAAAUCGAUGUUAUGCAAUUCCUGAAGUUCUUUGUUUAUAACCAUCUUAUCGACAUCCGGAUCAACUGUUGCCCAAAAAAUUCGUGUUCUACGGGUCAAAAUACAUAAAAAACUUGGGUAAGUCCAUCUAAAUAAAGGAGCCCGUAGCACCCCCUCCUGGACACAGCACUAAUUUGUUUAUAAGCCAAAAAAUUGUUUAUAACUUUAAAACAUUGCUGAGGCUGCUUAAAUAAUCCGAUUUCAAUUCUGUAAAGUGCAUUAGAUAGGUGGAAUGCUUCUUUAUGUGUAAAAAAAUUGACAAAUCUUUUUAUGUUCUAGUUUUUGUUGUGCAAGAUUAGAUUGCAAAAUUAUUAUGCAAAAUCUAGUAAGUCAAUUUUAAUGAAAUUUGGUGGACGGUUUUAGCACAUUACAAAAAUUUUCUAAGCGAAUUAGGAAGGUUCCAAGUGUAACCUAAGUGAUGGAAAAUCAUUGAAUAAGGACAGGCUUGUUUUGCCCCCUUAUUUUAUAUUUAUUGCUAUUUUGCAGCAACGGUGUUAAAUUAAGACAUUUUUAACCAAUCGUAUCUGAUAGAAAAUUUUAUUAUCUUUGUUUUAUUCCUAUACGACUUUGUUCCAAAAUUAAUCGUUUUAAAGUUAUAAGCAAAGAAAGUAGAAAAAAAAAAGAAAUUUUUUGAAAUUUUUAAAUAUUUUAUUUUUUUUUAUUAAUGUUCCGGGCAUAUUUGAGAAGGAGCAUAAGUCAAUUAUUAUUAACGAAGUUAUCACCUAACUUCAUCCGCAAUAAUCCGAAUGCCACCUCUCACAUCCACCUAAAAACAGAUCCUUCCUGGUCUAAUAAUCUAGUGUUGCUAAUCUACAAUGUAGUUUAGUAACUGUCAACUCCGAUAAAUAAUUUGCGAAUUGUCAUUUUAUUCGACAAUGUCAAGCGUCAAUGAAUUUAUCUUGGGAACUAUCAUUCUUGAAAAAUAUUUUGCUUGUUCUAAAACCCCACAAAAAGAAAACAGUAAAUUUUAAUGUCAAUACAAAAACAAUAAUAAAGAAUAACAGGAAAACUAGCAGUAAAUAAAAAAACAACUAUUCGACGUAACCACCACCAACUUCAAAACAUCUCUCCAUCCUAUUUUAAAUUAUUUAAAAGCGUUUAUUAGCAUGUCUGGGGUGAUUCCUCUGACGGCAUUAAUGACCUUGUUUUAGAUCUUGUAUGAUUUAGAUUUCUUUCGUAAACUUUAUGUUUUAAGAAGCCCCCUAAAAAGAAAUCCAAAACUGUUAAAUCUGGUGAUUCGGGGGAAAAUAAUGGGCAUCUUUCAGGAAAAUACUCUUCUAGCCCAAUACGCUGUGAGCUCGUACGUAGAGGGGAUAUUUAUAAAUUCGUGAGCGCCAGUAGUGACAAGUCUGUAAACGUUUACCGGAAAUUUGACAUAAAUGUCAAAGUGAUUAAUUUAAAAUUAAAAUUAAAAACAUUAAUUAUAAAAAAUAUUAGUUGAUCAAAGCUGUGGUAUAUAUUUUUACCUUAAAUAUACUUACGUUUUAAAUACUGAAUUUGCGUUUUUUAAUGUUCUGUAAUAUGUAAUUAUAAAUUAAUCUUGGCGCCAUCUACAUGAUAAUUGUGAAAGUAUCCGAAGUAAGAAAUUAAUAUUUCAUCAAUAGAACGUCAAAAUGAUUAGCAAAAUCUUAAAAAAAUCUAUUACAAUUUAAUUACUUUUUAGCGUUGUAAAUAUUAAGCGAUAACAAUUAAAUAAUAAAUUUAAAAAUUACCGGUGAAAGUUGAAUUAGUAACCGCUAGGAGCGACACCAGCGAAGCUCAGAGCGUAUAAGGAUUUUCACAGCCCAAUACCGACAGUUUUGGGAUGAAACAAUUCCAUUUGUCGUGAACGUGGACUCGUCAGAAAAUAGAAUAUUGCAGUGAAAGAAGCGGCCAUUCAUAAGUUUUUCACCAAUGAUUGCAAAAAGUCAAGCAAAACAACUAUUCGACGUAGCCACCACCAACUUCAAAACAUCUCUCCAUCCUAUUUUUGAAUUAUUUAAAAGCGUUUAUUAGCAUGUCUGGGGUGAUUAAUCUGACGGCAUUAAUGACCUUGUUUUAGAUCUUUUUAGUAGUAUGAUUUAGACUUCUUUCGUAAACUUUAUGUUUUAAGAAGCCCCCUAAAAAGAAAUCCAAAACUGUUAAAUCUGGUGAUUCGGGCGGAAAAUAAUGGGCAUCUUUCAGGAAAAUACUCUUCUAGCCCAAUAAGGAUUUUCACAGCCAAAUACAGACAGUUUUGGGAUGAAACAAUUCCAUUUGCCGUGAACGUGGACUCAUCAGAGAAUAGAAUAUUGCAGUGAAAGAAGCGGUCAUUCAUAAGUUUUUCACCAAUGAUUGCACAAAAGUCAAGCCUCGUGUUAUAAUCACAAUAUUAUAAGGUGUGAAUAAAUUUUGGUUUGAAGAAAUGAAUGUUGCUUUGCUUGAAUAUUUUCUGUAAGUGACUUUUGCUAAAGCCAACUUCCGCUGCUCUGUUUCGUAAACUUAACUUUGGAUUUUCCCUUGCUGACUGCAUAGCUAGGGCAGUAGCUGCAUCAUCGUCCUCAAUUAUACGCCGGUUUCGAUCUUUUUCUGUUUUCAACAGAUCAUGUCUCAUUGAAUUUAUUUACCAGUUUCUUCAAUCCAUUCCGCGUAAACAACAGGGUAAAGUAAUAUUUGAAGUAGAGGACAAACUUAAAAAAUGGGAAAAUUACGUUACGAACCUAUUCGAAGACGAUAGGAGUAGUUCACCACCCGAUAUUACUAACUGUGACGGUCCCCUAAUAACACGCUCUGAGGUAAUAAAAGCCAUAAAAUCAUCAAAAGAUGGUAAAGCGACUGGUCCUGAUGAAAUUCCAACUGAAAUAUACAAGCUUAUAAAUGAUAGCAAUGUUUUAGAGGCUAUAACCUCGUUUUUCAAUACCAUUUAUACCAGCGGACAACUUCCUAAUGGCUGGUCUAAUUCACUGUUUAUAGCUCUACCCAAGAAGACAACAGUAAAAACCUGUGCUGAUUAUAGAACGAUCAGUUUGUUAAACCAUUUAUUGAAAAUUUUUCUGAAGGUAAUACGUGGUCGUAUCUACAAUAAAUGCGAGGAAUACCUGGAUGACACACAGUUUGGUUUCCGUAACGGGUUUGGAACGAGAGAGGCAUUGUUUGGAAUAAACGUACUUGCUCAAAGAUGUCGAGAUAUAUCUGUAGACAUAUAGUGUUUUAUUGACUUCCAAAAGGCAUUUGAUCGUGUUAAGCACUCUAUAUUGAUAGAAGCUCUAAAAGACAUAGGCUUGGACGGCAGAGAUGUUCGAGUAAUUGCAAAUUUAUAUUGGAAUCAAACAACAUCAGUUUUAGUAGAUGGUGUGGAAUCACAGGCUCUUAAUAUUAAAAGAGGAGUACGGCAGGGAUGCCUCUUGUCACCACUGCUUUUCAACGUUUACUCCGAAAGAAUUUUCAGAAAAACUCUUUCUGAAAAACAAGAAGGAAUACUUGUGAACGGUGAAGUCAUCAAUAAUUUGCGAUAUGCGGACGAUACAGUACUCCUAGCUUCUAGUCAAGAAGAUCUGCAAACACUACUUGAUAGUGUCGUUGAGAGUUGUAGGGAGGCAGGUCUGGAUCUGAACAUACGGAAAAUCAAAAUACUAGUAAUAAGUAAACAGCAGCAUAGAAAACCGUCUAUACAGUGAUGAGCGUGCUAGUAACCGGCAAAAUAGCGCAAAAGAUGGAAAACAUAUUAAAUUGUGAGAUAAAAAGAAAUAAAACUAGUAGAGUUGUUAUAUUUAGCGAUAUUAACAUAUAAAUUGACAUUAUAUUGAUUGUUUCCCACCUUUAGACGUAUCAGAGGAGUAUGCCAAUUAAAACUGUCACUGUGACAGUGGCAUUUCUCAAAUUCGUCCGAUAUGUCUAAAGGUGGGAAACAAUCAAUAUAAUGUCAAUCUAUAAGUUACUAUCGCUAAAUUUAACACCUCCACUAGGUUCAUCUCUUUUUAUCACACAACUUAAUAUGUUUUCCAUCUUUUGCGUUAUUUUGCCGGUUAUUAGUGCGCUCAUCACUGUAUAUGUAAAUAAUACCAAACUUGAGCAAGUUGAUAAAAUCGUUUACCUUGGAGAGCAACUAAAUUGUAACGCAGAAAGUCACGGCGAAAUUAGAUCUAGGAUAGAGCAGGCUAGAGCCGCUUUUAGAAGGAUGUCCAAGGUGUUAUGUAACAGAGACCUAAAAUUGGCAUUGAGGAUCCGCCUACUUCGCUGCUACGUGUUCUCGGUCUUACUUUAUGGUGUCGAGUCCUGGACUGUGAAUAAAAUCGAUCUAAAUCGCCUUGAGGCUUUCGAAAUGUGGUGCUAUAGAAGAAUUUUAAAAGUUUCCUGGGUGGAGAAGGUUCGAAACUCCACAAUACGUACUAGAACGUCUCAGCAAGACUACUGAGAUCAUAAAAAGCAUCAAGCAGAGAAAGCUGGACUACUUGGAAUAUGUAAUGAGAGGUCCCAAAUAUAGGUUGCUACAAGAUAUUAUGCAAGGAAAAAUAGCAAGCAAACGCAGUCCAGGAAGAAGAACCUCAUGGUUGAAGAACUUGCGAGAUUGGUAUGGUGUUGAUACAAGCAUGAUAUUUAGGGUGGCAGUGAAUAAAAUUAAGAUAGCUAUGAUGGUAACCAACGUUCUGAAAAGACAUGAUACAUGAAGAAGAAGAUUCCGCGUAACGAGUACAUCUGGAUAUUUUUCAUUAAACAUGUCAAUCGCAUGUCGGUACGAAACAGCUCCAAUUCCAUAACACUUUACAAGAAAAAUCUUUGUUGGAUGCUUAACAUUGUCUUAUCGAAAAACAAAUUAUUCGAUUCGCAAAUUAUUUACUGCAUACAUAGUUAGUGAAAUAAUUAUCAUAUUAAUUAACUGAAUUAAUAAUGCAAUUAUACAAGUAACAGUUAUCCAAGAACAUUCAAAAGCCAUCUCUAUAAAGUUAAUGAUGACAUAGUCAAGUAAAGUUUAAAUCUCCAUACCAGUGAGAAUUUUACUACACGUAAUUUGCCGUGUAAAGACAGAAAGAGUAGGGAUAGCCGUAAAAUAUUUGCGAUUCGACUCUUAAUAUGUCUUCCGAGUAUAUAUUAAAUAAUAUUGGUUAAAUUAUACAUUAUUGUCGAACACCUCUUUGUAUUUCUAUUUCUUCUGAUGUUAUGUUUUCUAUUCUCACUACUGCUUUUUGGCCAUAGUGUAAGUUUGAAAUUAUUCUUAUAUCUCUGAGGUCUAACCUUAAUUUUUCUAAUGCUUCAAUCAGUUGAUCAUGUCUAAACCUAUCAAAAGCCUUAUGAUAGUCUAUAAAACACACGUACAGUUCUUGAUUCAUAUCUAGACAUCAUUGCGACAGAACGUUAAGUGCCUCCCUUGUUCCUGGGCCUUUACGAAAUCCAAAUUGUGAAUCGUUGAUGUCUAUAUCUAUGUAGUUUCUUGCAUAUUCUAUUAUGAAUGGUAAGAAUACAAUCUUUAAGGAUUUUUUGUGCCAAACAAUAUUAUGAAAAGAUCUCACAGGGGUAAUUAUUAAACAGUGCAAAAUCCAUUAUCAUUGAUAAUAAAUACUAGGGCAUGCUUUUGUUGGUUUUUGAAAAGUCUCCAAAAAUGUAACAAUUAUUUUUUCUAUUGUUCUAAAGCUAUUUUCGUGUGGUAUUUUAAUAUUUUUACUGUUUUUAAUGGGAAUUAAUUAUAAUUAUGUUUAAAAUAUGUUUAUUUUGACGUUACGCAGUUAAAAUGGACAUUCAAAUAAACUAACGUUCAACAAUUCUUUGAGUAGAUGGCAGCACGCACAUCAUAUUCUAAUAUUUUAAUUAACACCUGAACGACGGUGUUGAUGCCAAGUACUGGAACUUACGAUCGGUACAGUUCGUUCUCAAUCAUACUUAUUGUUUGAAAUCGCUUGUUUGAACUACAAGUACCUACCUAAUGAUAAAAAAAGGGAUAAUACUAAUUCAAAUUGUGAAUCAAGAUCGAGUUACUAUUUAUAAGAACAGUAUUUCUAAGAAAUCUAAAAUAUUAGUCGGUUAAAAAUAGCGUCACCACAAUAACAAUUUUUUAUCAUAUCGAAUGUCAACAGGGGAAGUUUUUUCCUCGGAAAAUUUCACAUUUUGAUCUAGGAGAUAUACAAAAGACAAAAUAUUGAAUACACUGGUUUUAUUUUACUAAUUACAUGCUCUGAAUGCAAUUUAUAAACAACUUAUUAUGAAACAAAGUGAAUGUGUUAAAUUUUAUUGCCAUUAUAUGGCCAAAACACACUCGGAAGCAAAGUGUAUUAAAUUCAAGCUUCCAUCAAUUGUUAUAUUCUAUUUUUAAAGUCUUGCUUUAUUCUGAGAUGAAACACAUUUUUUAUUCGUAUCUGUUUUAUUAUUAUAUUGCCAGUUGCUGCAAAACUACUUUUCAUUUAUUGAGGCAUUCUUAUAAAAUGCAAAUUUAAAAUAUCCUUAAACAAUUUUUGAAGAAUUAUAAUAAAAUACACUUAUUAUCGUGACAUUAAUUGAUUAAUUUUCUAGUUUUGGUUUAUCAUUUACUGUCUAAUUGAGGGAUUUAACUAGACAGUUUUAUUUAUCGAAUGAUUUUUAUGAUAAUUUUUAUAAUAUUGAAUUUACACUAUCUAUGUUAGGUAUGCAAGUACCUAAGAUCUAAAGUAUACUCGCAUGUGGUUAAAUUGUAAUCAUAACUUUAUUAGUCAUAAUUUUAUUAUUAUACAUGUUUCUAGUUUUUGGGCUGUAUUCUUUGGUUCGUUGUCUUGAUAAAAAUGAUUUUUUUUAUUGAAUUAGUAUUCUCGUAUAUCUUCACUCUGGAGUUACUCAUUUAACAAAUAAAUAUUCCGGUACCAAUUGCAUCUUAUCUGUAACCCUGUUUCAGGUAACGAGUGUCGAUGCACUCUAGCCCAGGGAGACGACUCGUUAGACAUUUUGUUUUCGCCCAUCGUGUGUAACAUUAAAAUGAAAUAUCAUAUGAGAGCUCUUAUAAUCCAAAGAUAGUAUUAAAGAUGAACAACUUAACUUCCGGUUCCAGAGUUGCAACCGGGAGUAUUGUUUUAAAGUCGCCGAAAUAGUACAAGCGAUAUAUUAUUCGACGCGCUUUACCAAGACGAGAACAAAUGGAUACUUCCGGUUUCAUACCGGUUAAAAAGUUAUGACCUGAAGUUUGGCAAAAAUUACUCAAAAUUAGUGAAAUUGUUUAUCAAUCAACGAAAAGUUACAUGAAGAGUUCAAACAUCGACUACCGAUCACGUUGGGUGGACAAAUUGCUUGUUAGAAAUAAAAAUGCCGUUUUUGCAGUUACGGCCGCCCCAAUCUUGUACUGGGUGUUCUGCUAUUCCGUGCAGAGACAAAUCCAACAAAUUAAAAAUCAUAAAAAUCUGUUCAGAAAUCCAUCGUUCUUGAGUUAUAAAUGGUGUAACUAAUACGAUUUAUAUACAAGGUGUUUCAUUCAUAAUUGGAAAUAGUUUACCCUUAGAUUCUUGGACUCAAAAUAUUGAGAUUUAACCCAUCCCAACGGAUAUGUCAAAUAGUUUUAAAGUAUUAUUUUUUUUUAAUAAUUUAUUCUUUAUUUAAAACUUUAAGAACUAUUUGUACCCGGUACUUUAGAACUAUUAGACAUAUCCAUAUCUGGCAGAAAGUGUAGGUACUGUACAUCGUACUAAAUUAUGUUAAAUCAUCGUUUCUGGCUGCUACCAGAGGCGUACGACACGAGAUAGUGAAUGGUUGACCCUUACCAAAUUCUACGCUACCGAAGGAACUGUUAUUUCACCAUAAUUUUUAGAUUCUCCAAUACGUUCUAAAUAAACGAUCUUUACCUUUCAUUCGUAACGAUAAAUUAAUCAUUAGUUUUAGAGAUAUUUGAAGUUAAAAACGAAGGGGCAUAAUACAUUAAUCAAAAUAACUGUGCCGUUUCAUUUUUAACUUCAGAUAUCUAGAAAACUAAUGACUUCAUCGUUACGAAUUAAGAGUAUAUUAUUUUCAUACAAAGUAUUGAAGUCAUACGGGGAAUGACUUUCCCCGUCGUACGCCUCUGGUAGUAGACAAAAACAUUUGUUUAACAUAAUGUAGUAGGGUGUAUAGUACCUACACUUGCUGCCGAGUAUGACCAGGAUAUGUUAAACGGUUUUAAAAGUACUGGGUACAAAUAGUUCUUUACAGUUACAAGUCACAUUUUAUUUACGUGAUUUGGGUUAAAUCUUAAUAUUUUGAGCCCAAGAAUCUACAGUUAAAAUAUUUCCAAUUAUUAAUGAAACACCCUGUAUAACAGAGAUAUUUCGCUAUUUCUGUAGUGGCAAUUUUCUGUAUAUACUUGUUUAUGAUAUCCACUUCCAGUGCCUUUUUGAUUUUUCAGUAUACUUAAGUGGCAACAAUAGCGAUCAACAGGUAGCAACAAACGCGGUCCAAGAUUGCGGCUGUAAUUUUGAAUAUUUUGUCGAGAUAUUUGGCACACAUAUUCGUAAUAUAAUGAAGAAUGGCGGUACAGAGCCCAAUUUGAGAAAUAUGUGGAAAUUACUCAAGAAGUAUGUGGAAAUUACUCUAUAACUAAAUAAAAUAUUGCAAAAAGGAGCCUGUACCGCCAUUAAGAAGAAAAAAAAAUAAACUUUCUUCAAAUAAACUUUUUUAACCCAUGCCUAGAUUUUGUGUCAUAUUGGACCUAAUAAAAUUUUUUAUCUCUAACAAGAAAUCGAACAUAUUAUAACUAAAUAACUGAUUAGUCAACAUAGAGAAAGUGUCAUUGUCAUUUUGACAAACCUGCGUCAGAUUUCUGUUCUGUUAUCGGCUUAGGGAUUACGAACACUCGAUACGAAUCGUAUCCGCCAUGUUUUACCGUAGCGCAGUAGAGUGUUCGUAAUCCCUGUGCAGAUAACAGAACAGAAAUCGGACGCAGGUUUGUCAAAAUGACAGUGACACUUUUUCUAUGUUGACUAAUCAGUUAUUUAGUUAUAAUAUGUUCGAUUUCUCGUUAGAGAUAAAAAUUUUUACUAGGUCCAGUAUGACACAAAAUCUAGGCAUGGAAUAAAAAAGUUUAUUUGGAAAGUUUUUUUUUCUUCUUAAUGGCGGUACAGGCUCCUUUUUGCAAUAUUUUAUUUAGUUAUAGAGUAAUUACCACAUACUAACAUAUUUCUCAAAUUGGGGUCUGUACCGCCAUUCUUCAUCAUAUUACGAAUAUGUGUGCCAAAUAUCUCGAUAAAAUAUUCAAAAUUACAGCCGCAAUCUUGGACCGCGUUUGUUGCUACCUGUUGAUCGCUACUGUAUGCUCUUAAAGUUAUCAUUAGUUAAUUUAAUCAUAUAGUUAACUUUUAGAGUAUCGAAUAUACUAAUCUCAAUUUGGCUUUAAAAUGAAUAUGAAGUUAAAAUCCCUCAAAUCUCUCAUAGACUAGGGCAUUUAGCACUACAAACACCGGAAUAAAUCUAUUUUUAAAUACAGCACCUAGAGACUUGCAACUUUUUGCAUUAUGUUCAGGAUGAUGUAAGAAAAAAGUCUACCUAUAUAGAAAAAUGGUUGAAAUGUAUAAUUGCAUUUGAAAGUGCAUAAAAUGCAUCCAAUAGUGCAUAAACAUGUCAAAAUAAGCAUAUUGAGGGUCAGAUUUUGUUACUCGUUGCCACUGUCACUGUUAAUGCACGUCAUCUAGAGGUUCGAAGGAUAUCGGCACUAAAUUGAUGCAAAGAGCUUACUUUGAGGUUUUAUAAGUCGCUAAACACGAAUACGUCAUCGGAACCCACCCCCGGAGCGCCUGGUGCCCAGUGUAAUUGCUAAGGCACGCCAUCUUUUAAAAUGUUGAGGGUUAUCAGCUUUAAAUUGAUGCAAAUAGAUUACUCGGGCGGUUUUUGGGGUUGCUGAAAACGAAUACGCCAUUAGAACCGACACCCGGAGCACCUGAUGUCUAGGAUCACGUCAUCUUCUGGAGUUUCGAGGGAUUUCGGAACUAAAUUGAUGCAAACAGAUUACACAGCGGGUUGUGUUUACUGAACACUAAUACGCCAGCAGAAAUGACCCCACGCAGCACCUGGUGCCAACGGUCACUGCUAAGGCGUCAUCAUCUGGAGUUUCGAAGGUUUUCGAACUUGAAUGCAUGUAAAUAGAUUACUAGGCAGUUUUUGAGAUCGAUUAAUACAAAUACGACAUCAGAACCUGCUCCCGGACUACCUGGUGCCCAAGGUCACUGCUAAGACAUGUUAUCUUCUGGAGUUUGGGAGAUUUUUGAUCACCAGGUGCACUGGGGGGUCGGUUUUGAUGGCGUAUUCUUGUUCAGUGAACCCAGAAACCCCAGAAUAAUUUGUUUGCAUCAAUUUAGUGCCGAAAACUCUCUAAACUUCAGAUGACGUACCUUAGCAGUGAACCUGGGCACCAGGUGCUCCGAUGGUCGGUUCUGAUGGCGUAUUCCUCUUCAGCGACCACAAAACCCCAGAGUAACAAAAUCUGGCACCUAUUUUGACAUGUUUAUGAACUUUUGGAUGCAUUUUAUGCACUUUAAAAUACAACAGGAGUUUCCACAUAUUUUUCUGUAGUAACUUUUUUCUUGACAUCAUCCUGAACCCAAUGCAAAAAGUUGCAGGUCUCUAGGUGCUGUAUUUAAAAAUCGAUUUAUUUUGUGCUAAAUGCCCUGGUCUAUUAAGUUCUUAGGUACAUUUAUUUGUAAAUAUAUAUUUAGUUUUUUGCAAUUAAUCACAGUACAGUAAGUGGUCUUGUACCUACCAAAGUUAUAUAUUGAUUUUAUGUGAUUCACAUAUUUAACGUUUUAAUGUAUAUAUACAAUGUUAGUAACGAUAAAUCGUCAAAAAUCGUUUUUGUCAUUUAGUUUCGUUCGUGCAAUUUUAAAAGAGCAGCACUUUUUUGUAUAAAAGUAUUACUAGAGGGUAGAAAAUAUAUUUUCGGUUUAAUUUGUAUAAAUUUAUAGUACAAUAAAUUUUUUUAAUAAA
This is a messenger RNA of Diabrotica virgifera virgifera (western corn rootworm), 15523 nucleotides long. Its product is annotated as jmjC domain-containing histone demethylation protein 1-like. Gene Ontology annotation, biological process: regulation of transcription by RNA polymerase II; protein demethylation. The transcript has 11 exons. Lineage: Eukaryota; Metazoa; Arthropoda; Insecta; Coleoptera; Chrysomelidae. The coding region runs from base 268 to 3273 and encodes 1001 amino acids. Gene Ontology annotation, molecular function: histone demethylase activity; protein binding; DNA binding. The record is from RefSeq and is a predicted model, not a curated record.